GCUGGAUUAAAUCGGUGCUGUAGCGGGUGGGGCAGACCCUGGGCUAGCAGGCCUCAGGGAGAACUCCAAUGGUGUCUGUGUCAGCACACCCACACCAGGCCAUAACAAUGGCCACCGCCAAUGUCCCAGUCCCUGGAGAGGUCUCACCCCUCACCGAGAUGCACUCAGGGCCUAUUAGGUGGAAGCCAUUAUCUCCUAAUGGACCGAGUGACUCAGAUACUUCAAGAUCAUGGUCAUAACGUCACCAUGCUUCUCCACAGAGCAAAUUUAUUGACAUCAGAGGAGGAAAAAUCCUAUCAAGUUAUCCCUUGGCUUCUACCUGAAGAUCAUUACAAAGAAUUUAUGAAGUUUUUUGAUUUCUUUAUGAAAGAAGCUUUGGCUGGCAGAGACAAAUUUGAAAACUUUUUAAAAGCGAUGGAACUAAUGGGACUUCAGUGCAGUCAUUUGCUAAAGAGAAAUGAUAUCAUGGCUUCCUUAAAGGAUGAGAAUUUUGACCUGAUAUUUGUUGAUAUGUUUGACUUGUGUUCUCUCCUCAUUCCUGAGAAGCUUGGGAAGCCAUUUGUGUCCAUUAUUUCCACCUCGUUUGGCUUUAUGGACUUUGGACUACCAAGCCCCCUGUCUUAUGUGCCAGUAUUUGAUUCCUUGCUAACCGACCAUAUGGACUUUUGGGGCAGAGUGAGGAACUUCUUGAUGUUUUUUGAUUUCUCCAUAAGGCAAUGGAGAAUCCACUCUACAUUUGACAACACCAUCAAGGAGCAUUUUCCCGAAGGCUCUAGACCAGUUUUGUCUCAUCUGCUAAAGAAAGCAGAACUAUCGUUUGUUAACUCUGACUUUGCCUUUGAUUUUGCACGGCCUCUCCUUCCAAACACUGUGUAUGUUGGAGGCUUAAUGGCCAAACCUGUUAAAGCAGUACCACAAGAAUUUGAGAAUUUCAUUGCCAAGUUUGGAGACUCUGGUUUUGUCCUUGUGGCCCUGGGCUCCAUGGUGAACAUCUUUCAGUCCCCGGAGCUUCUCAAGGAGAUGAACAGUGCCUUUGCUCAUCUCCCUCAAGGGGUGAUAUGGAAGUGUAAGCCUUCUCAUUGGCCCAAAGACAUCAAAUUGGCAGCAAAUGUUAAAAUUGUGGACUGGCUUCCUCAGAGUGACCUCCUGGCUCACCCGCACAUCCGUCUCUUUGUCACCCAUGGUGGGAUAAAUAGCAUCAUGGAGGCCAUCCAACAUGGCGUGCCCAUGGUGGGGAUUCCCAUCUUUGGAGACCAGCCUGACAACCUGCUCCGAGUAGAAGCCAAAAAGUUUGGUGUCUCUAUCCAGGUAAAGCAGAUCAAGGCUGAGACACUGGCUCUGAGGAUGAAGCAAGUCAUAGAAGACAAGAGGUACAAAUCUGCAGCAGUGGCAGCCAGCAUCAUCACGCGCUCCCACCCCCUGACCCCUGCCCAGAGGCUGGUGGGCUGGACCAACCACAUCCUCCAGACAAGAGGUGCUGCACACCUCAAGCCCCACGCCUUCCAGCAGCUGUGGUAUGAGCAGUACUUGCUCGACGUCUUCUUGUUCCUGCUGGUGGUGACUGUGGGCACCGUGUGGCUCUGUGGGAAGCUGUUCGGCGUGGCGGCCAGGUGGCUGUGUUGGCCCAGGAAGCUGAAGAAGGCUUGAUGCCAAGGGUAUCCUGGGGGGCUGUAUUUGAGGGAGAGCGACCAUUUCAUGGGAGCUUCCCACCUGAUCUCCACAUCAUAUCCACUUGCUAAUUUUGCUACAAAUUACUGCUCACUGGCUGCUCCCUAUGAUCAGAUUUCUUUACUCAGCACUUGUGGUCUUCUAUAUUUGCCAGUCAGUAAGGGCUGUUCUGUGAUUCUGUCCCUGAGUCAUUUAGACCAGUGACUCUCAGACUUUAAGCCUUGAAACCCACCUUCCUUAUCACACCCCUCUUCCAGACACUGAGCCUGAACCAUUCCAGCCUCCAUGGCUAGUAUCUGCUGAGCCUCUUUCUCUCUCUCCCGCCUCCACCACUUGUCAUGGAAUAAGACCUAAGAUGCGUGCUUUCCUAAAUGUUGCAUUUUUUAUUUGCUACUUCUGCAAAUUCUCUUAAAUUAAGGAAACCUGUCCUGCACAUAUGCCUUCAGAGCCAAACCACCCUUGCAGGACAAUGUGUAUCUCCUGUCUUGGUUCCCACAGAGAGCUCCUUCUCGUCUGGUCAGGCAUGGAGCCUGCAGGUUCAUCAUGGGCUGAAGCGGCCUUGGUCUCCACGUUUCAUAGCAGUCAGCUCUCUUUCAAUUUUCCUGUUAAGCACUUAAAGUCAUGAGAAAGAGGUUAUUUAUUUUUAAUCUAAGGGUGCGUUUGUGCCUCUUGAAGGUUGAGCCUUUCUAUAUGUGAUAUAUUCUUGGGAAUUGCAUCCACUUAAUAGUAAUAGAAACCAGGAAAAAAGGGGAUAUGACAGCUUUAGAGUUUUCUUCUCUUUUCUUUCUUUCUUUUUUUUUUUUCUCAUGUAAAAGACAUCUGCAGGUAGGCAGGCAGUGCAUGAUUGCCAUUGUUGCUCCAUGAUGUAUUCAAGAGUUCAGAUUUCCUCUUUGGUUGAUCUGUCUUCCUUAAUAUAUGGUUUUCAUCCUCAAGGUCACCCUAGAUUUUCAUGAUGGUCUUUUUUUAUCCAGCUGGCACGUGGUAAUUUGGGCAAGACAAGUGGAAAUUGAGGAAAGUGAAUAAAGCAGGUCUCUGCCAGCUGAGUUGCCUUCUUUAAAGAGAUUUCCCAGACUCUCCAGCUACCCAAAGACUCCACUUAAACCCCUUUGACCAGACCUGAGUUGUAUGAGCACUCCCAGCUGCACAAAAAGUCUUAGAAAUGCCUCCCACCCCCAGCUGCUGGGGUGGGGUUCUUAGAAAGAAAAACAAAGGACAAUGAAUGAUGGGAGGAAACUAGAGCCUUGACUACAUGUGGAGUGCAGGCAGGGAGGGGCUGGAUUGGAGGUUUUGUUCCACCUGUGACCCUGUGACUCAGUGACCUCAGGGAUAGUCUUACAACCACUGUAACUGCCUGUGGGUGGAAAGCAGGCCUUUCAGAGUGGUGAACAUGCAAAAUAGGAACAGCAGUCAUUUACCGUGGUGAUGUGUAUUACCCUAUCCAAGUCCUUUCCUCUCAUUUCUGCCGUGUAGUGGGGUAGAUGUGUCUAAUCAGCCCAACCCAAAGAAGCAGGCACCAGCAGGGGCGAUCACAGAUGGAGAGGGAGCCGUUGUGCAAAUGGAGGCAACAGCAACAAAACC
This is a messenger RNA of Diceros bicornis minor, 3246 nucleotides long. Its product is annotated as UDP-glucuronosyltransferase 3A1-like. The transcript has 7 exons. Bases 121 to 1647 code for a protein of 508 amino acids. The record is from RefSeq and is a predicted model, not a curated record. Gene Ontology annotation, molecular function: UDP-glycosyltransferase activity. Lineage: Eukaryota; Metazoa; Chordata; Mammalia; Perissodactyla; Rhinocerotidae.